AUGUAUGUCAAGACCAAGCAGAAGCAGGUCAUUUAUAAGAAUUCAAACCCUCACCAUACCACCUGUAAAGCUCUUAAGAUUUGGGUGGAUAUUUUCAGUAGAGAUGAGACUUUUGAAAUCAAAAAUGAAAUAUCCUCUUAUGCCAGCAAGAAACUUGCAUGUAUAAGCCUCCCGAAGGGCAUGGAGACGUGCUACGCUGGAGAGAUUUCUAUGUACACAGAGAGAGAAAACAGAAUCCAGGUGGCAACUCUUGAGAAGACUCAGCUCAUUGCAAAGGAUUUUUCUGAGCUGCGCAUCCACUUCUGGCCCGACGAGAGAGCACUGAAGAAGGUUGUGACAGGAAAAGAGCAGAGAAUGACAGAGAGAGCAAAGAAAAGAAGGAAGAAGAAGCAUUUGAGCCGAUAG
Molecule: messenger RNA, 405 nt
Organism: Histoplasma mississippiense
Lineage: Eukaryota; Fungi; Ascomycota; Eurotiomycetes; Onygenales; Ajellomycetaceae
Exons: 3
Coding region: 1-405 (134 amino acids)
Source: RefSeq, a predicted model, not a curated record